AUGUUUGAGUCAAAUCCAAUCACCGAGGCUUGCGCUGCUCUGCGCAAAAAUAUCGCUACGCUCAUGGCGGCAACAUUGCACGCCAACAACUCACCUGCCAUAAGCAUGCGUAUUUGGAAUGCGGUAGGAAACAGGAGGAAGCCCACACAACCACAGAGCGAAUGUAAAAACUCCUUUGAGGAGGGAAGUGUUCCGAAGCUGGCACUCUACAUCGAUGCGCAAGGGGAAAGUUCAAAGGUAAGAUUGGUGAAUGGUGGCAGUCGAUGCGCCGGGAGAGUAGAGAUUCUCCACGAUGGAUACUGGUGGACUGUGAUACACUAUAGCUGGAACGAGCAGGCGACGGCUGUGGCGUGUCGGGAGCUGGGCUGCGGCGCCGCGGAGAAAACCCUAGGCAAUGCUCACUUUGGGCAAGGAUCCGGACCCGUUUUAUAUUACCGUGUUGGGUGCAGCGGGAGAGAGGCCAGUCUGCAAGAGUGUAUAAUCUAUGAAUGGACUGACUAUGGUUCACAUUCAUACGAUGUCGGCGUUAUUUGCGAAGGUCACAGAACUGCAAGGUUGGUGUCCGGAAAUGACGAAUGUUCGGGAAGACUAGAGUUGCAGUUUGGUGAAUCCUGGGGAACCGUGUGUGACCUGCACUGGGAUAUGAAUAACGCCAACGUGGUGUGCAAUCAACUUCAAUGCGGAGCCGCUGUUUCGGUGCUGAGGGGAGCUUAUUUCGGAGAAGGGAAAGAACCUGUAUGGAGCAAAACCCUUGCAUGUCAAGGUAAUGAGUCGAGCCUGUACGACUGUCCAUAUUAUUUAAGGACUCAUCAUCAGUGCAACCACAAGAAUGAUAUCAGUCUGACCUGCUCUGGGAAGAAUGGACCACGCUUGGUUGAUGGGAAGAGCAGAUGCUCUGGCCGUGUGGAAGUCCUGCACGGAGGCCAGUGGGGGACACUUUGUGAUGAAUACUUUAGCCUGGAAGAUGCUGCCGUGGUUUGUGAACAUCUACAGUGCGGAGCAGUAAAUGCAACUCCUAGAGGUGCUACCUUUAGCGAAGGAAAAGGACCAUUGUGGAAGGAUGACUACCGUUGUCUAGGGAACGAGACCCGAUUAACUGAUUGUCCAGUCUCAGCCUGGGGUCAGGUUAACUGUUCACAUUGGAAUGACGCUGGUCUCAUCUGCUCUGCUGAAAAGUGGUCUUUGAGACUGAGCGAUGGAGGAGGCCGCUGCGAUGGCCGAUUGGAAGUUUAUGAUAAUGGCACCUGGCAUAGAGUGCAGGAUAAAAUUUGGAACCUCAAUGAUGCAAAUGUUGUCUGUAGAGAACUGCGCUGCGGCUUCGCCACAUCCGUCUACAACUCCUCAAGGUACAGAGAAACUGCACGGCCCAUUCUGGUGACCGAAGGUCGAUGUGAUGGAAAUGAGACGUAUCUGCGAAACUGCAAAACUUCUUUCUUGCAAAGGUCUUCUGCUAACAUCACGGGCGUUGGUGUCCGGUGUUCAGACCACAUGCAGUUAAGGCUAUUCGGAAGUGAAGAUGCAUGUGCUGGAAGACUGGAGGUUUAUUACAAUGGAUCCUGGGGAACAGUCUGUGAUGACUCCUGGGAUCUGGUUAAUGCUAACGUGGUAUGUAGGCAACUAAGGUGUGGUUAUGCUUUGGAGAAAAAAAAAACUCUGAACUGUGGACGAAGCACUGGAGAAAUUUGGUUGGAUGAUGUGAGAUGUUCGGGUAAUGAAAAGUAUCUCUGGACAUGUCCUUCGGCGCUGUGGGGCUAUCAUGACUGCAGCCAUAAAGAAGAUGUGACAGUGGAGUGUUCCGAACACAAAGAGAUGCGCCUUGUGAAAGGAAAACACAGCUGCGAAGGGAGAGUGGAAGUGCGGUACCAUGGGAGAUGGGGAACAGUUUGUUCCGAAGAACUGGAUAGUAAAGCUGCGAAUGUGAUCUGCAAGCAAAUGAACUGCGGAACCUUGGAAUCUAUCGACUAUUACUCCCAGAAAUACGAAAAAGGAUCUGAUCCAAUAUGGCUGGAUGGAAUAAAAUGUCUCUCGUACGAGUCGACUCUUUGGCAGUGUCAUGCAAAACCUUGGGGGAAACACGACUGUCAAUAUAACUCACAUGCAGGUGUUGAAUGUAAAGAGGCCAAAAAACCGGACCGGUCCAAUGUAAAGGUUUGCAAAGCACGCAAUAUAUCUCAACCUGUUUAUGCAGCAGAACCAACGUUGCGCGUUUCUGGCGGCAACACCAAUUGCUCUGGAAGGUUGGAGAUAAAGUUCAAUAAUAUCUGGGGCACGAUCUGUGAUGAUUCCUGGGAUCUGGCCGAUGCCAAUGUGGCGUGCAGGCAGUUGGGUUGUGGCUCUGCCCUUUUGACUGGAGUGCCGGAUAAAAUUAUCCAGGACGUCGACGAUCUUUGGUUGGACGAAGUGAAAUGCAAAGGAAGUGAAUCUUUCCUGUCCAGUUGUCCUUCCUCUCCACUCGGUCAGCAUGACUGUGAUCAUAAGGAAGAUGUCUUUGUUGUUUGUUCAGUAUUGGAAAACAGGUUCUCCUCCAUCUUCUUUGCUGUCUGCGUGACGUUUGGAAUCGUUGUCGUGGGCGAGUUAUUCACAAUGAUAGUGAUAAAGCGGAGAAGAGACGCAGAGUUUGCAGGCAGAGCUUCAUCUGAUAUUUUUUACCAAGCAAUUUAUGAAGAAAUUGAGAAUACACCCUUCAGCAAGAAUUUGAACGAUGCACACGGUUCAGAAUUUGGUUCCAUUGAUUCCAUCAAUCAAAUCGCAUAUUACACCAGUAACGCUUUCAACAACACCGAAAUUAAACCAGAAUGCAUUGAAGAAAACUCUAGUUUUCAAGAUCUGGUUAACACCGAAUAUAACGGCGAAGAAAAUAGAACUAUUGAUUCUCCUGAUGCUAUGAUCCUGUUAGCCGACGGUGCGGACGAUUUUCGGAUGCUCAGAGUUGCCGAUGAAAGUAAAUUAGUGUAAAGUCCACGAUCCCCUCUUCUAAAGCGAGUCUUGAAGAAUGGAAACCUUCCGAGUAGCCUGUCCUUUCAUCUCUCCAGAAAGAUGAAGAUGUCGAUCGUCAGGUUAUUGGCCUCUCACAGAGAAAUAACAAUGGCAGAAAGUCUGACUUCUCUUGAGGCAUUUAUUUUCUCACUUGACACAUAACUUGCAUGACAUCAUGUUUAUUCAGCUGAAUAGAAAUAAAUCUGGUAAUAAAUAAAGAGCAGUAUUUUACUCUUGAGCCUUAUUUUACUCUUGAUCUCGUAUAUUUUAUUAAAAUUAUCCCAGGCUGUUCUGAAGUAUGGUUUUACGGCUUUAUUGUCCUUUAUUUUCCUGUAGCUGUUGC
Messenger RNA from Hypanus sabinus (Atlantic stingray), 3319 nucleotides. Its product is annotated as deleted in malignant brain tumors 1 protein-like. The transcript has 14 exons. Gene Ontology annotation, cellular component: membrane. Bases 1 to 2955 code for a protein of 984 amino acids. NCBI's taxonomy places the organism in Eukaryota, Metazoa, Chordata, Chondrichthyes, Myliobatiformes, Dasyatidae. The record is from RefSeq and is a predicted model, not a curated record.